Molecule: messenger RNA, 886 nt
Organism: Cantharellus anzutake
Lineage: Eukaryota; Fungi; Basidiomycota; Agaricomycetes; Cantharellales; Hydnaceae
Exons: 5
Coding region: 215-829 (204 amino acids)
Source: RefSeq, a predicted model, not a curated record
CCAAACUUCCGAAAACAAAACCGCAACAAGUUAUAGCCGCGUAUGUUACCAUGUAAACAACGGGCAGAAGGACCGAGCGAGGAUCCGACUCGCCACUGAGUAGAGCAUGAGCAUUAUGUAACUAUGUAGAAUGCUCGCUAUAAUCAGCGUUUUGUCGUUAGGGAUACCAAGAUUUUUGCGCUUUCACUAGCUCCACCCUCUCGUUCAAGUGCAAAUGGGCCAAUUUUCCUUCAUUAUCUUUGGGUUGUUUGCGGGAUUCCUGCGGCUCGUCAGGUGUGACAACAAUAUAACAAUAUAUGCAGACAAUCAGGCACUGGACUAUAGAAAUCCUUAUGCGAAAGAAACAGUUUGGUACAACAAGGACUAUGGUUGUCCCGUCAAAGAAACACACGGACAGAACGCCACGGUAUCUUUCACAUUCAACGGAACGUCUGUCCAAGCAUGGCUGCUGAGCGCCAACACAACAUCACGCGCCGACUUCUAUAUCGAUGGCGUUUACAAAGACACAAUGAACACUUGGAGCAACACUAGUUAUACCGACUGCUUGUACAAAUAUUGGAACUCGCCCCUACUGCCGGCGGGCGAGCACACAAUCACCACGUCCCACGGGAAUUUGGACGGUCACCACCCGAAUCUCGAUUUUGUGAAGUACACCUACGUCCCUAGCUCCACCGACAAAGGCCAUAAGUUAUCACUUGGAGCCAAAGCAGGCAUCGUUUUGGGUGGAAUAGCAGUGCUUUCCUUCGUGGGCUCCUUGUUCCGGUCUCGUCACUAUAUCGAGGAAACUACUACUUCUUACUUCUCGAGGACCCAGAGGCGUGUAGUGUAAGUAUGUGUGGUUGACAUGUGCGCCAGUGCAUCAGUUUCUAUGGGCCUAUGCGUAUAU